UUUUUUUUUACAGGCAUUUAAACCUGCAUACGUUUAUUUGUACCACAUUCCAUAAACUGGCUACACCAUCUUAAAGAUAAGUCAGUUAACAACAUCUGUUUAUUUCAUGAUCAUCAUAAUAAUAUUAACAAUUACGCCUGAGAUGUACUAUUCGCACAGAAGUUUAUUCAUAGAAGUUUAUUGUUUUACCUAAAAGCAUUUGAUAACGUAAUUGUAGUCUCACACUUUCACAUGAAGGCAACAGGAGGAGGGAGGCACGGCCAGCUGGAUCAAACUUCCCUCCCAUCAUCAUCAUCCUCCGCAGCAGGAGCAGAGCAGCAACAGGAGCAGCGUGCUGCUGUCAGUAGGGAACCAUGUGCAGCUCGCUGAGCCCAAAGCAGCCCUGCGGUCCUGGGCUGACAGACAUGCAGCAGUACCACCAAUGGCUCUCUAGUCGACAUGAAGCCAGCCUGUUGCCCAUGAAGGAAGACCUCGCCCUGUGGCUCAGUAAUAUUCUCGGUCUGGAAAUCACCGCUGAGAGCUUCAUGGAUCGGUUGUUAGACAAUGGUUUCCUGUUGUGCCAGCUGGCUGAGACGCUGCAGGAGAAGUUCAGGCAGAGUAAUGGAGACCUGCAUGAGCCUGGCAACAGCAAGGUACAGAGGAAUCGGAGCGCCGCAGUUAGAUGGCGUGAGACAGAUUACAGUGAAAACACUCAUUUGGGAGUUAGAUUGAGGCUGAGAGUGUUCCCAGACGUACUUUUAUUGUGAAUGAUUUUUGCAGAGCUUUGUUCCCAAGUGAAAAUAAAUCCUAAAAGGGUUCACUGAUUUGAUCUGAUUGUGAUCUGACCUUACUGAGCAAGGAUCACUCUGGUCUCGAGUCUUUUAACAGCUCCCCUUGAACCGAUGUUAGCUCAUUAUCAUAGGU
This is a messenger RNA of Fundulus heteroclitus (mummichog), 903 nucleotides long. RefSeq names its product growth arrest-specific protein 2-like. The record is from RefSeq and is a predicted model, not a curated record. The coding region runs from base 354 to 746 and encodes 130 amino acids. Gene Ontology annotation, biological process: actin crosslink formation. NCBI's taxonomy places the organism in Eukaryota, Metazoa, Chordata, Actinopteri, Cyprinodontiformes, Fundulidae. Gene Ontology annotation, molecular function: cytoskeletal adaptor activity; actin filament binding. The transcript has 3 exons. Gene Ontology annotation, cellular component: actin filament.